AUAACAGUAUUUGCUAAAAUCAUCAAGAAGAAAAAUGUCCGUGACAUUGCAUACAGAUGUCGGUGAUAUUAAAAUUGAAGUCUUCUGUGAGAGGACACCCAAAGCCUGUGAGAAUUUCUUGGCUCUUUGUGCCAGCAAUUACUACACUGGCUGUAUAUUUCAUAGAAACAUCAAGGGUUUCAUGGUUCAAACAGGAGACCCAACAGGCACUGGACGAGGAGGUAAUAGUAUUGGGGGCAGGAAGUUUGAGGAUGAAUACAGUGAAUAUCUUAAGCACAGUGUCAGAGGUGUUGUGUCUAUGGCUAAUAAUGGCCCAAAUACCAAUGGCUCUCAGUUCUUCAUCACCUAUGGCAAGCAGCCUCACCUGGACAUGAAAUACACAGUAUUUAGAAAAGUAAUAGAUGGUCUGGAGACUCUAAAUGAGCUGGAGAAGUUGCCAGUAAAUGAGAAGACAUACCGGCCUCUUAAUAAUGUGCACAUCAAGGAUAUAACUAUUCAUGCCAAUUCGUUUGCUCAGUAGCUCUGAUGGGCCUGGAUAAUAUGUGGCAGACAGUUCAG
Suncus etruscus (white-toothed pygmy shrew) is the source of this 558-nucleotide messenger RNA. RefSeq names its product peptidyl-prolyl cis-trans isomerase-like 3. The transcript has a single exon. NCBI's taxonomy places the organism in Eukaryota, Metazoa, Chordata, Mammalia, Eulipotyphla, Soricidae. The coding region runs from base 35 to 520 and encodes 161 amino acids. Gene Ontology annotation, cellular component: catalytic step 2 spliceosome. The record is from RefSeq and is a predicted model, not a curated record. Gene Ontology annotation, molecular function: peptidyl-prolyl cis-trans isomerase activity. Gene Ontology annotation, biological process: protein folding; protein peptidyl-prolyl isomerization.